Messenger RNA from Protobothrops mucrosquamatus (brown spotted pit viper), 2786 nucleotides. It is a transcript of the gene EEF2, whose product is annotated as eukaryotic translation elongation factor 2. Gene Ontology annotation, molecular function: GTPase activity; translation elongation factor activity; ribosome binding. The record is from RefSeq and is a predicted model, not a curated record. Lineage: Eukaryota; Metazoa; Chordata; Lepidosauria; Squamata; Viperidae. The transcript is spliced from 14 exons. Gene Ontology annotation, cellular component: ribonucleoprotein complex; cytosol. Bases 47 to 2506 code for a protein of 819 amino acids. Gene Ontology annotation, biological process: translational elongation.
UCUUUUUUCCCCCGCCCCUGCGGAGAAUCCGAAGCCAUCCGCCAACAUGGUGAACUUCACAGUAGACCAGAUCCGAGCCAUCAUGGACAAGAAAGCCAACAUCCGGAACAUGUCGGUGAUUGCCCACGUGGAUCAUGGGAAAUCCACGCUGACCGACUCGCUGGUAUGCAAAGCCGGCAUUAUCGCCUCGUCCCGCGCCGGUGAGACCCGCUUCACCGACACGAGGAAAGAUGAGCAAGAGAGAUGCAUCACCAUCAAGUCGACGGCCAUUUCCCUCUUCUACGAGCUUUCGGAGAACGACUUGGCCUUCAUCAAGCAGAGCAAAGAUGGCUGCGGCUUCCUGAUCAACCUCAUCGACUCCCCCGGCCACGUGGAUUUUUCUUCAGAAGUUACAGCUGCCCUACGGGUCACCGACGGUGCCUUGGUUGUUGUGGAUUGUGUGUCCGGGGUCUGCGUCCAGACCGAGACUGUCUUGCGCCAGGCUAUCGCUGAGAGGAUCAAGCCCGUGUUGAUGAUGAACAAGAUGGACCGGGCUCUGCUGGAGCUGCAACUGCAGCCUGAGGAGCUGUACCAGACCUUCCAGCGCAUUGUGGAGAACGUCAACGUCAUCAUCUCCACCUACGGGGAAGGCGAGACCGGCCCCAUGGGCAACAUCAUGAUCGAUCCAGUCCUCGGCACGGUCGGGUUUGGCUCCGGCCUGCACGGCUGGGCCUUCACCCUGAAGCAGUUUGCUGAGAUGUACGUGGCCAAGUUCGCCGCCAAAGGCGAAGGGCAGCUGAACUGCAACGAACGUGCCAAAAAGGUGGACGACAUGAUGAAGAAGCUCUGGGGCGACAGAUACUUUGACCCGGCGACUGGCAAGUUUAGCAAAUCUGCCACCAGCCCCGAAGGGAAGAAACUGCCGAGGACUUUCUGCCAGCUGAUCCUAGACCCCAUCUUCAAGGUAUUCGAUGCAAUCAUGAACUUCAAGAAGGAGGAAACAGCCAAGCUGAUCGAGAAACUGGACAUCAAGCUGGACAGCGAAGACAAAGGAAAGGAAGGGAAGCCUCUGCUGAAGGUGAGGCAAAACGGGCACCCAGGCAUUAAGAAUUGUGACCCCAAAGGACCCCUGAUGAUGUACAUCUCCAAGAUGGUGCCCACCUCUGACAAGGGCCGCUUCUACGCCUUUGGCCGGGUGUUCUCCGGGGUUGUCUCCACCGGCCUCAAGUGCAGAAUCAUGGGGCCAAACUACACACCAGGGAAGAAAGAAGAUCUCUACCUGAAGCCCAUCCAGAGGACCAUUCUCAUGAUGGGCCGCUACACGGAACCCAUUGAAGACGUGCCUUGCGGUAACAUUGUGGGCCUGGUUGGCGUCGACCAGUUCCUGGUCAAGACGGGCACCAUCACCACCUUUGAGCAUGCCCACAACAUGCGCGUCAUGAAGUUCAGCGUCAGCCCCGUCGUGCGCGUGGCCGUGGAGGCCAAGAACCCGGCCGACCUGCCCAAACUGGUCGAGGGCUUGAAGAGGUUGGCCAAGUCGGACCCCAUGGUGCAGUGUAUCAUUGAGGAAUCUGGAGAGCACAUCAUAGCCGGAGCCGGAGAACUGCAUUUGGAGAUCUGUCUGAAAGAUCUGGAGGAGGAUCAUGCCUGCAUUCCCAUCAAGAAAUCCGAUCCCGUCGUCUCUUACCGGGAGACCGUUAGCGAGGAGUCGGGGACCUUGUGCCUUUCCAAGUCGCCCAACAAACACAACCGUCUGUACAUGAAAGCCCGCCCCUUCCCGGAUGGCCUGGCUGAAGACAUCGACAAGGGGGAUGUCUCAUCCCGCCAGGAGCUGAAGCAGCGGGCCCGGUACCUGGCCGAGAAGUAUGAGUGGGACGUGACUGAAGCCCGUAAGAUCUGGUGCUUUGGCCCCGACGGGACUGGCCCCAACAUCCUGACUGAUAUCACCAAGGGGGUGCAGUACCUCAACGAGAUCAAGGACAGCGUGGUGGCCGGCUUCCAGUGGGCCACAAAGGAGGGGGCCCUCUGCGAGGAGAACCUGCGGGGCGUCCGCUUUGAUGUGCACGACGUCACCCUGCACGCCGACGCUAUCCACCGCGGCGGCGGCCAGAUCAUCCCCACAGCCCGGCGGUGCCUCUACGCCUGCAUGCUGACGGCUCAGCCCCGCCUGAUGGAGCCAAUCUACCUGGUGGAGAUCCAGUGCCCUGAGCAAGUAGUGGGCGGCAUUUACGGCGUGCUGAACAGGAAACGAGGCCACGUCUUUGAAGAGUCCCAGGUUGCUGGAACCCCCAUGUUUGUGGUCAAGGCCUACCUGCCUGUGAAUGAAUCUUUUGGUUUCACGGCCGACUUGAGAUCCAAUACCGGAGGCCAGGCGUUCCCGCAGUGCGUGUUCGAUCACUGGCAGAUCCUGCCCGGGGAUCCUUUCGACAACACCACCCGGCCCUGUCAAGUGGUGAUCGAGACCCGUAAACGCAAAGGGCUGAAAGAGGGCAUCCCCGCGCUCGAUAACUUCCUGGAUAAAUUGUAAACCAAUCAGAAUGAAAUCAUAACCGCGCCAGAUCUUAAAACAAAAACGAGAAUAAAUUUUAAAAACGGCUGUUGUGGGACUCGAAAUGAACUUUUAACUAGUGUUAAAAACAAAACAAAAACAUGGUGGUUAGAUGUGCUUGUGGCUGAGGAUGGCGGCUGUUUCCUUUUUUCUUCCCCCCUCUCCCUUUCCAAUCGCGAGAAAAGGGUCCCACGCCUCUUUCCCCCCCCAGCCUUGGAAAGGGUUUCUUUCCACUUUAAUUAAACGCCAGAAAAACCCA